AUGUUCGAUGGUGUGGAAGGAGUUGGAGUAUUCCUUGAUGACGUGGUCAUAUGGGGAACCACACGAGCUGAGCAUGACGAGCGUUUGGCAAAAGUAAUGGAAAAAGCAAAGCAAGCAGGGCUGAAACUGAAUAAACAAAAAUGUCAGUUUGGGGUGAGUGAAAUAACUUACCUGGGAGACAAACUGUCUGCUGCAGGGAUACAGCCGGAUCCUGAAAAGACGGAGUGUGACUUGGAAAAGGGUUUGGAGAUGAGGAAGUGGGUGCUGUCUGGGAUCCUGGCCAGCGAGGAGACGUAUCUCAGCCACCUGGAAGCACUGCUGUUGCCCAUGAAACCGCUGAAGGCCGCAGCCACCACCUCUCAGCCCGUCCUCACUGUGGCUCAGAUUGAGACCAUCUUCUUCAAAGUGCCUGAACUAUACGAAAUCCACAAAGAGUUUUAUGACGGUCUGCUUCCACGAGUGCAGCAGUGGAGCCACCACCAGAGAGUUGGAGACCUCUUCCAGAAGAUGGCUAGCCAGCUGGGAGUGUACCGCGCCUUUGUGGACAACUACGAGUUGGCAGUGGAGACGGCAGAGAAGUGUUGCCAAGCCAACGCACAGUUCUCUGAGAUAUCUGAGAAUUUGAAGGUGAGGAGCCCAAAAGAUGGAAAAGAUACAACAGCAAAGAACUCCCUAGAAGCCUUGUUGUAUAAGCCUGUGGACAGAGUGACUCGCAGUACACUCGUGCUCCAUGAUUUGUUAAAGCACACUCCAGCGAGUCACCCCGAUCACCCGCUGCUACAAGACGCUCUGCGGAUCUCACAGAACUUCCUGUCGAGUAUCAACGAAGAGUCUGCUCCUCGAAGGCAGUCCAUGAUGGUCCGCAAGGGAGAGAACAGACAGCUGCUGAAAGACGGCUUCAUGGUGGAGCUGGUGGAAGGAGCCAGGAAACUCCGACACGUUUUCCUCUUCAGUGAUCUACUGCUCUGCACAAAGCUGAAGAAACAGAUUGGAGGGAAAAGCCAGCAAUAUGACAGUAAGUGGUACAUCCCUCUGACGGAGCUGACCUUCCAGAGCCCGGAGGACACAGAGCCCCUCAGUGUACCCCAGACUCCAGACGAGGAGCUGGACGCCCUCAAGGUGAAGAUCUCUCACCUUCGGAGCGAGCUGCAGAGAGAGAAGAAGGCUAACAAAGGCUCAAAGGUGAUCGAUCGGCUGCGGAAGAAGUUGUCGGAACAGGAGUCUCUGCUGCUGCUCAUGUCUCCCAGCUUGUCCCUCCGACUGCACCAUAAGAAUGGAAAGAGUUAUGCUUUCUUACUGUCAUCAGACUAUGAACGGGCCGAGUGGAGAGAGAUUCUCAAGGAGCAGCAAAAGAAAUGCAUUAAAACUCCUGCAUUGUCGUCGAUGGAGCUGCAGAUGUUGACCAGCUCCUGUAUCAAGCUCCAGACAGUUCAUCAUAUUCCUCUCAGCAUCAACAGAGACGAUGAUGAGUGUCCUGGUCUGAGUGGCUUUCUGAAUGUAAUCGUCCACUCUGCCUGUGGCCUCAAACAGAGCCUGAGUGAGUCAUCCACCUCCAGCCCCAACCUUUACUGCACUUUGGAGGUGGACUCCUUUGGGUUCUUCUCUAAUAAGGCAAAGACGAGAGUGUAUCGAUACACCACAGAGCCCAAAUGGAAUGAGGAGUUUGAGAUUGACCUGGAGGGCUCUCAGACCCUGCGGCUGCUCUGCUACGAGAAGUGCUACAACAAAACCAAGCAGAACAAAGAGGAUGUGGAGAGCACCGACCGCAUCAUGGGAAAAGGACAGCUCCCGCUUGACCCUCAGCUUCUGCAAGGGAAAGACUGGCAGAGGACCGUGAUUCCUAUGAAUGGGAUCGAGGUAAAAUUAUCCAUGAAGUUCACCAGCCGAGAGUUCAGUCUGAAGAGGAUGCCGUCACGAAAACCCAUGGGUGUCUUUGGAGUCAAGCUCUCCACAGUAACCAAGCGUGAGCGCUCGAAGGUACCCUAUAUAAUCCGUCAGUGUGUGGAGGAGAUUGAGAGGAGAGGGAUGGAGGAGGUCGGCAUCUACAGAGUAUCAGGAGUGGCCACCGACAUACAAACCCUAAAAACUGCAUUUGAUACGAAUAACAAGGACGUGUCAGUGAUGAUGAGUGAAAUGGAUGUGAAUGCUAUCGCUGGGACAUUGAAGCUGUACUUCAGGGAGCUGCCAGAGCCGCUGUUCACCGAUGAACUCUACCCCAACUUCGCAGGCGGCAUCACGCUCACGGACAGCGUUGCCAAAGAGAGCUGUAUGCUGAACCUGCUGCUAUCACUGCCAGAGCCCAACCUCGUCACAUUCCUUUUCCUAUUGGAUCACCUCAAAAGGGUGGCAGAGAAGGAGAGCGUCAACAAGAUGUCCCUCCACAACCUGGCUACAGUGUUUGGGCCGACCUUACUGAGGCCGUCAGAGAAGGACAGUAAGAUCCCUGCCAACCCCACGCAGCCAAUCAGCAUGGGUGACAGCUGGUCCCAAGAAGUCAUGUCACAGGUCCAGGUGCUGCUGUACUUCCUGCAGCUGGAGACCAUCCCCACUCCGGACAGUAAACGGCAGAGCAUCCUCUUCUCCACAGAAGUAUAA
Knipowitschia caucasica is the source of this 2595-nucleotide messenger RNA. NCBI's taxonomy places the organism in Eukaryota, Metazoa, Chordata, Actinopteri, Gobiiformes, Gobiidae. The record is from the annotation of a GenBank genome assembly.